This is a messenger RNA of Zea mays, 3565 nucleotides long. RefSeq lists its product as uncharacterized. The transcript has 12 exons. The coding region runs from base 1012 to 3084 and encodes 690 amino acids. The record is from RefSeq and is a predicted model, not a curated record. NCBI's taxonomy places the organism in Eukaryota, Viridiplantae, Streptophyta, Magnoliopsida, Poales, Poaceae.
CCUCCUUCUCGCCGUGCUCCUCAGUCCGCACCUCUCCCCGCCGCCCGUGUCGCCCGCGCCUCCAAAUCCACUUCCAAACGCAAAUCCAACCAAACCAUCCCCGAAUCCUGCCCAAAUUUCCUCAAAACGCGUCAAACCCCACCCCUUCCGCCCGAAUUCAUUUCGAAUCAGACUGACGCGACCACCCAUCUGGGCUCUGGCCGCCUCGGCCCCCAUCGCCUCCCUCCCAUGGCGUUUCACGUCGCGUGCCCCAUCACUUGCAGGAGGGUGUGCGACUGCGAGCUAGGGUUCGGCGCGUCGGCGUCGAGGAAGGGAGGAGGUGGCGCGUUGGCGGCGGUAUGGGCGGGCACGGCGGCGGCUCUCGAGGAUUUUCUCGCGGAUCCGUGGUUGCUGCGGCCGGCAGGGGCCGUUGACGCGGAUGCGGCGACGGUGCAGGUGGAGGUGCCGCCCCUUGAGCCGGCCCCUGAGGAUGGGGAGGACGAGGCCCGCCGGGCGGCAGCGCAGCGCGGCGCCGCCGCGGCAGAGGACCUCGCCAGGCGCUUCGAGAGCGGCGCCUACGGAUCGCCGGUCAGCUGAUCUCUCUCUCUCCCUCUCUUCGCGCUUGUGCUGGCUAGUGUGUUUGCUGCCCUGUGUUCGUGGGAGAAUUUCAAGCUUGUUAUGUGCCUAGCGUGUCUUGUCUUCGUUCUGGAUUAUGUGGUUGUGGGCUGCUCGUGGCGUUUUGCUAUGAAAUACUUGGAAUUCUGGGCUGGGACGAAGGAAUCUGAUUUAUGCAUGCUGUAGAAGUUUGCAUGCUUUUAUUUUGAGGCUUAUAGGAGUGCAGUCGAUGAAAGACUGUUCCUUUUGGGAAUUCUGAGGCAUCCUAGCACUGGGACUCUGUUGGCGCUCACAUCCACGUCACUGAGCAUCAGUGGGUACACACCGCCAUGACAUUGAUAAUGCUGUUUACAGGAGGCAGAAGGAGAUGAAGACGAGUGGGAUCGAGAGGAUCAAGGAAAUGCUGCUGUCAAGGUUAUGUGCCGUUUAUGCUUUUCAGGAGAAAAUGAGGGCAGCACGAAAGCUGCCAAAAUGCUUCCUUGCAAACUCUGCAGCAAACGAUAUCAUAGAAACUGUUUGAAAAGCUGGGGAGAACAUAGAGACCUUUUCCACUGGAGCUCAUGGGUCUGUCCUUCUUGCCGCAGUUGUGAGGUGUGCCGACGUCCUGGCGACCCCAACAAGUUGAUGUUCUGUAAAAGGUGUGAUGACCCUUAUCACUGUUAUUGUCAGCAACCAUCGCACAAGAAUGUUACCCAUGGGCCAUAUUUAUGUCCAAAACAUACAAGGUGCCACAGCUGUGGAUCUGGUGUGCCUGGUAGUGGCCAUAGCACAAGGUGGUUUUUGGGGUACACAUGCUGUGAUGCGUGUGGACGAUUGUUUGUGAAAGGAAAUUACUGUCCAGUUUGCUUGAAGGUUUAUAGAGACUCUGAAGUGAUACCUAUGGUUUGCUGCGAUGUUUGUGAAAAGUGGGUGCAUAUUGAGUGUGAUGGCAUCAGUGAGGAAAAGUACCAACAAUUCCAAGCUGAUCAAAACCUUCAGUAUACAUGUGCAGCAUGCCGUGGCGAAUGCUCCCAGAUCAGGGACACUGAGGAUGCAAUCCGGGAGCUUUGGAAGAGGAGGGAUGUUGCUGAUCAUGAGCUCAUGAUUACUUUGCGGGCUGCUGCUAAACUGCCUUCUCUUGAAGAUGUGUCACCGCUUUAUCCAAACUCGGAUGAUGAGAAACUUGGUGCAUACGUAUUGAAAAGUGAGAGUAGAAAUACACUAAAAUUUUCAUUAAAAAGUAACAGUAGUAAGCCUCCACCGGAUACACCUGAGCAAGAGAAGGUUGUUUUUAAGAGCUCUGGAUCAAAUAAAAAGCCUUCCAAAAAGAAAGGUGGUCAGGGUAAUAAAACAAAUGAUGGCCAUGAUGAAAUAUUUCUGGAGAGGAGGCAUGAUGUUAAAUCAUCAAAUAGCCGUUUGGGAGAUCAAAGUAUAGAUGGCAAUCAUGAUAUGAGCCCUUUUAAGAAUGAUGAUAAUGCCUAUAUUUCAUCUUCAACUCGAAGUUCAGAAAAGAAUUUGAAAUCUCCAUCCAUGAAAGCUGUGACAAACAAUGCUGAUAUGAUACCCAAAGUCAAGAUUAAAGGCAGUAAGGUUUCGAGUUUGCAUUACAAAGAUGGUGAAGAAAAUACUUCCAAGGCUGACACUGGAAAAGCUACCAAGUUGGUUAUCCAUCUUGGUUCACGGCAUAAAACUAGGAGUGGCUCUCCUAAGUCGGAGCUGUCCAAUUAUCAAAGAGAGCAAGAUUUAGGAUCAAUACAUGGACGGAAAUUAGAUGUCACAAGCCAGCUGAAAGGUUCAAGAAGCGAGGUAAAAGAGAGAAGUGUAAUGAAGUUAGUUAGAGAGACUGGGGUACAACAAAGAAAUAGCCUUUUGGGUGAUCUUGGUACCUCAAAAAAGCAUGCAACUGGGAAAAGGAGCAAUGCUCUAAUUUCUGGAAUGGAGAAUGGAAAUGAAACUGGUACUAGAAACCGGCCAUUUGCACAGAAACAAUCUCAUUCUAGUCAGGUGGACGAGAACCAGGGAACUGCUGACUCUCCUGAUAACUUGAAGCCAUCAUUGCUCAAACUCAAGUUUAAGCGUCCACAUUAUGAGCAGCUAAACACCCAGGCCUCUCAACCAGAGGAGCCGACCUCCUGGGUUUCUCAGCAAGAAGACCAGUUCAAUGUUGCUAAAGGCCAGAGAUCAAAGAGGAAGAGGCCUUCGAUGGAGAAGGCAGAUGGUUUGGAUGGUACGACUCCAGCCAAGAGGCAUCAUCAGAGCACUGAUGAUGAAGUGAUGGACGCAAAUUGGAUCCUACGCAAGUUGGGCAAGGAUGCUAUCGGAAAGAGGAUUGAAGUCCAUCUAACUUCUGAUGGCAAAUGCAUUCAUCUUGGCAGGCAUCAAGGGAUGGUGUCGAAUGUCAUGGGUGGCACACUGUGUAUUCAGUUAGACAAUGGCAGGUCUGAGAACGUGGAGCUGGGGAAGCAGGCCAUCCGCUUGAUUGCUUCAAGAUCAAAGGGCCGGAAGCGAUGAAACCUUUUUCCCCAUGUGCAGCUUAGGACCUGUUCUCGCUCAACCCAUUGCCGUGAUUAUGGCAGGUAGAGUUCUCCCCUUGAGGUUUGACAUCCGCUGAAGCACAGCAGUGACCACCUGCUGUUCAUGUGGGGAAACGCGCUGCCUCUCAGCCUUUGCUGCUGACUGGACGAGAUACCGAGCGCAACGUCAUCUGUUGCGCCAUGUUUCGCUAGCCUAGCGUGUAACAGACUUUGUUGCCGGAAGCCCAUUUGCUUUCCAUUAGAAUCUGCUAGGGUAGGGAAACCGAGGAGGUUUUAGAUUACCUUGGAUGUAAAAGAAGCAGGUAACGCCGCUGUAUCUGGGGUGUUUUGUACAUGUGGUUUUCGGACGAGUUUCUGAACAACUCGUUAUUGACUUAUUUGGUGGCGUUAUUUGCUGGCCACUGGCCGGGAUUUUGUUGUCUUGUUACAUAUACUGACAGUAAUAAUUUGUCUACAUA